CUCCUGCCUGAACGGUGGGAAUGCGGGGGGGGAGGCUGCGAGGGACGUUUUGCUGCUGUGGAGAUGGGAUGUCCCUGCUCAGGGGGACAUUGGUGUGUCCCCAGCAGCCGACUCUCCCUCCCCGGGCUCCUGCAGCCACCACGAGCCCCCGGCCAUCAGGGUACCAACCCCCCCCGCCUGCUCCCUUGUGCCCCCUUCGGCUCCAAAACGUCCAGGAGCGAUUUAAAAUCCUGCCGGGAUUUACAGGAACAGCCGCGCUCGGCCUGGAGGUGGCGGAGGGACGGGACUUGUUUAAUCCCGUCCGUGCGCCAGGGCUGAAGGCCCUUCCUGGCUCCUUCCCGGCUCCUUCCCGGCUCUUUCCUUCCCGGCUCCUUCCCGGCUCCUUCUCUGCUCUCUCCCGGCUCUUUCCCGGCUCCCUCCCGGCUCCUUCCAGCAGGGACGGAUCCUGCGAUCGCGGCACUGCGGUGACACCGGAGGGGUCUCGGGGCUGUGCGGACGGAGAUCGGGACCGGGGUGUCCGGCAGGAUCGGAGCGUCCAUCGGCUCCCGGAGGCCGGAGCGGGCCUGGCGCAGGGUCCCGGUCCCGCGGCCCCCGCGGCCCCCGCGGCCCCGGCCAUGGAGGAGCGAAGGAAGAAGCGGAGCCCCAAGACCUGCCUGGCUCAGCCGGUGCCCGCCGGGGCCCCGCGGCCGCUGCCCCCGAGCAAGAGCACGUCCUUCGCUCUGCCGCUGCCCACGCUGCCCUCGCCCCGGCAGCGGCCGCGGCCCCGCCGGACCAGCAAGGAGCGGGCGCGGGCGGCAGCGGGGGGGUCCCGGGGGGCCCCGCUCCAGCACAGCUUCCUCACGGAUGUGUCCGACGUGUGCGAGAUGGAGGGGGGACUGCUCAGCCUCCUCAGCGACUUCCACUCGGGAAAGCUGCAGGCGUUCGGGAAGGAGUGCUCCUUCGAGCAGCUGGAGCACGUGCGGGAGAUGCAGGAGAAGCUGGCACGGCUCCACUUUGGGCUGGACGUGUGUGUGGAGGAGCUCCCCGAGGAGCAGAAGAAGGCGGCGGCUGACAGGAACCUGGAGCAGCUGCUGGCACACCUGGAAGAGCUCAGCAGCUCCAUGUAUCCUUGGCUGGGCACGGGGAGGGAAGGGGAAGGGGAAGGGGGAUGCCCGGCCCGGCUCCAGCGCUGCCCCGGGCCAUGCCAGGCCUGUGCCAGGGGGUUCCUGCUGCGGAGGCGGCUCCGGGGCCUGCGGGAAGAGUUCGAGGCCGUGGUGCUGGAGAUCGAGGGGGACCUGGGGCAGCUGCGCUGGACCGGCCGCGUUCUGCAGCGGCCGUGCUUCGGGCCUGAGCCCUCCCCAGGGAAUCCCUUGGAUCCAGGGCAGCCUGCAGAGAACGAGACCAUUCCCAAAAAAAUCCCGGAGAAGCCGGAUCCCCCUGGAGCAGAGCAGGCUGGGAGCUGUGGGAACAUCCCCCCCUCAGCCCCUCUGCCCAGGGGGACAACCCCAAAACCCCCAAAUUUGGGGUCUGGUGCUGCUAAAAACCUGGAAAAGGAGGGAAGAGCCCUGGCAGGGAGCCAGGAGUGGGACAACGACAGCGUGGACUCAGAAUGGGACAGCAGCGACCUCGGAGCCAGCCCAGAAAUCCCAGCGGAUCUGCAGGGCCUUCCGCGCUCGGAGCUGCAAUCCCACAGGAACCAUCUCCUGAUGGAGCUGCUGUGGAUCCAACAGGCCAUUGCCAGCAGGAAACAUUUCCUGAUGCUGAAACGGAGGCUGGGAAUUCCCGACCACUCCAGAAACAUUCCCGAGUUCCUGGAUGGGUUUGGAGAAGCCCUGGAGCUGCAGCACCAGUCCUGAUGUGACAGUGACAGUGACAGUGACAGCUCAGGGGGAGCUCCAGCUCCCUGGGAGGUUUUUCACUCCGGAAAAACGUGGGAAGAAAAACUUUUUGUGGAUAUUUGGUCCAAGCAGGAUUAAACAUCAUCAAGGGGUUGUGGAGUGUCCUGGAGGGAUCCAUCCCACGGGAUCCUUGUUUUUCUUAGCUGAGCUGGAUGAUCCAAGUGGGAAAUGGAGGAUUUUCACUUCCAGCAGGUGCUUUUGGUGCUGUUGUGGACCUGGAAUGGCUGAAGGCAGCAGGGACCUGCAGGAAUGAGCUCUUCCCACAAAAGUGUGUGGAAUUCCACGUGGGAAUCUGUGUUUGGGGUGGCUCUGCAAUAUCCAGGAUCUCCAAGUGGUGGAGUUUUGGGAACACUGAAGUGCUGAGUGGGGAGGAGAUCCCUGACUGUGCUGUGUGGGUAGGGAGGGAGCCCCAUCCCCCUGAUCCUUGGGAUGAGGCUCAUUCCUGCCUUUCCUCUGGCUCUGGGAAUUUUCUCCUGGGGCAGAGCCAGGAAAGGACCUGGUGCUUUGCCAAUUCCUUCAGCUCAGGGAUGUUCCAGGUCCCUCAAAAAGGGACUUUCCACGUGGUGCUGUGGUUCCCUGACCCCUGUGUGGACACUCCAGAUGUGGAUCCUUCUCUUCUGGAAUUAUUUCUACUCUUUGGGAAUAAAAAAAAAAAACAAAAACAA
Parus major (Great Tit) is the source of this 2542-nucleotide messenger RNA. RefSeq lists its product as uncharacterized. Bases 21 to 1835 code for a protein of 604 amino acids. The record is from RefSeq and is a predicted model, not a curated record. NCBI's taxonomy places the organism in Eukaryota, Metazoa, Chordata, Aves, Passeriformes, Paridae. The transcript is spliced from 10 exons.